AUGAGCAAUACCGAUCAUACCACCCGGACGUUACUUCUAUCCAAAAAAAGUCCAGGCAUACUCUUGGUGUCGAGAGGUAGCGCGUCCAACAUUGACGAGGCUGCGACCCGCCAGUCGACUGGGCAUUCCCAGCUUCGCGCCUUUGAUAUCGGGAGCCUCGGUGAGAAUUCUGGACCGCUCAACUUCCCAACUGAGGGAAGGAUGCUCGGCUGGGGAUUGCGGAACUCAGUUGGCGUGGCAGAAGAGCCCGUCACAGGCGGUGUAUGGACAGUAGAGAAUUCAGCGGACCAGUUGAGGAGGAACAAUGUUGAUAUUCACACUGACAAUCCUGCCGAAGAACUCAACUUCCACGGGCACCUCAGUGAUUCUAACAAGGAUCAGGGCGGCAAUUAUGGAUAUCCAGGUUGCUUUGCUGUUUGGUCGACCGAGGGAUUUCCCGAUAAAGGCAACAUGACGACGGGAGAUCAGUUCAGUCUCAACCCAUCACGCACCCUGAACGAUACAACUUGCAAUUCCGCCUAUGUGCCCCCGAGACUAUCUUUCCAGGCGCACACUGCUCCAUUGGAUAUAAAAUUCACGCCCGAUGGCUCAGAAGCCUUUGUAACAUUCCAUGGCAGUUACACCAGCAGCUGCCCUGACCACUGCUUUCGCCCGGUAGGACUUGCUUGGGACAGUCAGCAGAGACUCUUCAUGACAUCAGAUUCGACGGGUGAAAUUUAUGUCCUUCAGCGGACCGAUGUCUCAGUCUCGACCAGUUCUCCGGCCAUCCCUGUUCCAACAUCAUCACCCGACGCUGCAGCAACUUUAGUCCCCUCCCGGCUCACCUCUUUUGGCAGCCUUGCGGUCUCAGUAUUUGUUUUCAUGGGAAGUGCGGGCGUGGUCAGGCUGAUCCUUCUCUGA
Messenger RNA from Colletotrichum costaricense, 900 nucleotides. RefSeq lists its product as uncharacterized. The transcript has 2 exons. NCBI's taxonomy places the organism in Eukaryota, Fungi, Ascomycota, Sordariomycetes, Glomerellales, Glomerellaceae. The record is from RefSeq and is a predicted model, not a curated record. Bases 1 to 900 code for a protein of 299 amino acids.